This is a messenger RNA of Amphibalanus amphitrite, 6165 nucleotides long. Its product is annotated as ras GTPase-activating protein raskol-like. Gene Ontology annotation, biological process: regulation of GTPase activity. NCBI's taxonomy places the organism in Eukaryota, Metazoa, Arthropoda, Thecostraca, Balanomorpha, Balanidae. The transcript is spliced from 19 exons. The record is from RefSeq and is a predicted model, not a curated record. Bases 114 to 5618 code for a protein of 1834 amino acids.
GCCGAGAUGGACGUGUGCGGCGCGCGGUGAAUCUCUUCACCUCCGGUCAGCGAGGCGCAGAGAGUUCGCCAGCCGUCGAGCCGCGCCCGCCGCUGCAGAGCCGCAUCUCGGGGAUGCUGCGGCGGCACCUGCUGCCCCGCCAGCCGUCCUUCAGUGGUCGGGAGGACGCGGCGAGGGGCCGUCCGCCGCCGCUACUCCGCAGCGCCUCAGAGCUGACCGGGCCGCCCGUGCGCCGGCCGCCGCAGCGCAGCGACUCGCUCUCCAGACACGAUAUCACGCGCAAGUCGAUCCGGCGCAGCAAGUCGUCGGUGGGGGACAGCCAGAGACUGCGACCGACCCCGCCGCCCCGGCCGCCUCUUCUGGGGUCGGCCUUAUCUCCAGCAGCGUCUAACAAGUCAGCUUCGUCGGCAGCAUCCUCGCCGACAUCUACGACCUCACCGACGCCGCCCCGGCCGCCCCCGCGACGCUCCUCGGCGCAGCAGAGCCGGACCGCGGUGACCGCUCAGCCGGAGGCAUCCAAAGGUCGGGCGGCCACCCCGGCGGCCUCCCGGCGAGUACCGGCGGCGCGCAGCUCCGGCGCCGCUCAGACCGCGGUGAACGGCUCCGUGGUCGGGGGCUCGCCGGCUCUGCGCGGCGCCAGCUCGGUCAGCGGCAGGCGGGUGACGGCCAGUGUAUCGACCUCGACGGGACCGACACCCACCGCGCGCACCCGCGCCAUGACGGCCCCCACCGGCCAGCCGGCGGCGCCUGCGGACGCACGCCGGGCGUCCCCACCAGUCGUCGUCAGCACGCCGUCAACCGAUGACCUUCACACGCAAUCUCCGCCGUCAGUGGCGUCAGCUGAUGGCGCGAUUGUGACCCGCGUCAGCACGACACCGGACGAAACGCUCGUUGCACGCAUCACCGUUCGAGCGCCGGACGAGACGCCCCCCUUGACCACGCCAACGGCGACCUCUUGCAGCGUGACGACGCCGGUAGCGGCGGCAGCACGGCCCUCUGCGUCAGGCAGGGAGGCGAGCAACACCGCAGAUACAGCCGGCACCCGAGUAUCGCGCACCCGGGUCACCGUCACCACUCCGGUGGACGGUGACGGCGGGGCAGCCCCGUCUCCGCCGCCCCUGCAGCCGCGUAUGACCGGCGUACCCACCGUGCUGGUCUGCGUGACGCGUGACGAGCGUCACGACCAGCACGACACGGCCUCGGAGACGAGUGACGCGUCCUCCGAGAUCCGCAGCCCGUCGUCACAGCCGACGGAGGAGCGGCGUGCGUCGGCGGCCGGCCCGCGAGCGCGACAGCGCGUCCGGCCGCCGGUGCCGCGUCGGGCGUCGCACCCCGUCACCGACGCCGACGGUGAAAGUGUGCCCGCUCGGUGGGGCGGCGCGGGGGCGUCGUCGCCGCCGUGGACGGUCGACGAGUCGGCGCCGGCGGCGCAGUGCUCUGCGCAGGGUGCCAUGGAGCGGUCGGCGGCGCGGCGGCUGGGUGUGAUCGCCUACCGCGGCCCGGCGGCGGGCCGGGUCAGCGCCAGCAGCUCCGGCGUCAGCACUGGCACCGAGGGCUCGGCUGACGACGCCAGCGCCGGCGCUGACGAGCUGCGCGAGCCCGGCGAGCCGCUCAGUGAGGAGGACGAGCCGGUGGUCCGGCUGCGCCGCUCGCCGGCCGGCUCAGACCUGGAGGACCUCGACCUGGCCCUGUUCGAGACGGACGGGGCGGCAGAGCGGGCGGCCGAGGCCGGGGGCGGCUCCGGCCCGCCGGCGGAGAGGGACGCGGAGAAGCUCAGUGUGCUGAAGCGACUGGUGAGGAAGUCCAAGUCGCUGCACGCCAAGGUGCGGCCGUCGGGCGGUCAGACGGCGGCGGGCGAACACAACAAGUACGGUGUCACGGUGGAACAGGAGCCGGACGCCGCCCACGGACAGCAGACAGACUCAGACCGUCCGGUACGUCUGGGCCACGUGGGCAGUCAGAAGGUGCACCAGGACGGCGUGCCGCUGCUCAGCUGGGAGCCCUACUUCUGUGUCCUGCUGCAGGACGAGCAGACGCUCACCGCCUACCGCAGCGAGGAGAUGGCGAUUUUCCCGGUCACACCGACACGGCCCCGCACCAGGAAGAUCGGCGACUCGUUGUUCCUGGACCUGCCGCGUGUGCGGCUGGACGGCGGCGGCAAGGCGUUCAGGAAGCAGUGGGGCUACGACCUGGCGCCGCCGCCCACCCUGCUCGAGGAGGAGGAGGACGAGGAUGAGGACGGCGAGGAUGACGUCAGCGAGACCCAGUCGCUGCGGGAGGACUUCUUCGGCAGACAGUCGGCGCUAGACUCGUCCUAUGAGAAGGCGGUCGGCCUGGGCCGUGACUCGGCCCCCGGCACGCCCGUGCUCGGCCACAGAGUCACACCCGAGCCCGGAGCGUCGCGAUUCACGAACUUCUUCACAAAGCGGUCUUUCAAAGGCAACCCGCUGAAGCGGACCAAGUCUGUGACCAAAUUAGAGCGCAACCGCAGCAGAAUCGAUUCCGAUGGCCCGGCGCCGUCCCGUCUCCGCUCGUCGCGCUCGCACGAGUCGCUGCUCUCCGGCCACAGUAUGGUGUCCUCCACCGAGCUUGGCGCCGGCGAGGUCACCAUCAAGCCGCUGCACAGCUCCAUCCUGGGCCAGGAGCACUGCAUCCAGAUCAGCUCACCCAGCGGCACCCGCUACUACAGCUGCCGCAGCGCCGACGAGCGAGACAGAUGGAUCCACAGUCUCCGGCGCACCGUGCAGCCGAACCGGGAGAACAUGAGGCGGGUGGACAACUCGCUGCAGAUCUGGCUGCUCGAGGCCAAGACGGUCACCGCCAAGAAGCGCUACUUCUGCGAGCUGUGUCUGGACAACACCCUGUACGCCCGGACGUCCAGCAAGGCCAAGACGGAGCUGUGCUUCUGGGGCGAGCAGUUCGAGUUCAACAACCUGCCGACCGUGGAGAGCAUCCAGGUCAACCUCUACCGAGAGCCCGACAAGAAGAGGAAAAAGGACAAAAAUGUCCUCGUCGGGACCGUGGAUAUUCCAGUCAGCUCGGUGGACUCGAGGUUCUUCGUGGAGAAGUGGUACCCGGUCACUUUGGAGAAAGGCAGCAGCAACAAGCACCCGCCCAGUCUGAGGAUCAAGUGCAGGUUCCAGGCGGUGGACAUCCUGCCGCUGCACGCCUACCAGGAGUUCCUCCAGUACGUCACCUCCCGCUACAGUCCGCUCUGUGAGGUCCUGGAGCCCCUCGUCGGCGUCAAGAGCAAGGAGGACAUUGCCACCGCGCUGGUGCACGUCAUGCAGCGCGAGGGUCUGGCCAAACACCUGCUCUCCGACCUCGUCUGCAUGGACGUCAACCGCAUCGACGACGAGCGGCUGACGUUCCGCGGCAACUCUCUGGCCACCAAGGCCACCGAGGCCUACAUGAAGCUGGUCGGCGACCGCUACCUCAACGACACGCUCGGUGACGCCGUGCGCCGCCUGCUGGAGACCUCCAGCGACCUGGAGGUGGACCCCCUGAAGGUGGCCGGCCCGACGGCGCUGCAGAAACAGCGGGCCAACCUGCGCGCCGCCGUCCAGGAGAUCUGGGCCAACAUCCUGGCGUCGUACAACAGCUUCCCCCUAGAGCUGAGGGAGUGCUUCUACCUGAUCUGUGAGAGGCUGCGCGAGGCCGGAAAAACCGAGCAGCUCGAGAACGUCGUCUCGAGCUGUAUCUUCCUGCGCUUCUUCUGUCCGGCGAUUCUCAGCCCGAGUCUGUUCAACCUCACACAGGAGUAUCCCAACGAGCGGGCGGUGCGCAAUCUGACCCUGGUGGCCAAGACGCUGCAGACGCUGGCCAACUUCACCCAGUUCCAGGGCAAAGAGAACUACAUGGAGUUCCUCAACGACUUCAUCGCCAAGGAGACGCCGGCAAUGCGCACCUUCCUGAUGAAAAUCUCCGGUCCGGCCGGCCGCGACUGCCGACAACAGGAGUGGGACGGCUACGUGGACCUGGGCAAGCAGCUGUCGGUGCUGCACAGCCUGCUGCGCGAGACGGUGCCCAAGGUGACGAACCCGGCGCACCUGGGCGAGCGGCAGCGUCUGGACGCAGUGCUGGCCACGGUGACGGCGGCGCACAGCCAGCCCAACGUGGACCUGGUGUACCACCAGCCGCCGCCGCCGCCGUCCGCCGCGCUGGCGCCGCCGCCCAACUACCUCAGCCUGCAGAGGAACAUCUUCAGGUUUAACGACCGCACGUCGUGUCCGGCGGGCGCGGUGGCGGCGCCCCAGACACCGCCGUCGCCGGCCGCCGGCGGGCCAGAGAAGGCGUCCACGCUGCCGCGCCACCUGUGCCCGCCCGGCUCGCCGCGCCGGCCCGCCGCCGACCUGCAGACCUCCGACGACUACGUGCUGUACAGCGCGCUGCAGCCGGGCCGGCCGGCGCCCGCCGGGGCCGGGGCCGGGGCCGGGGCCGCCGGACCCACCCCCACCCACCACCAGCACUUCCACAACCACUCGAGCGGCCACUACGCCGGCCUGAACAACAACCCGCCGGCGGCCGGGCGGCGGCCGCGCCGGCCCGACGACGAGGUCGGCGACCACUCGUCCGGCGAGCUGGAGCACAACGGCAAGGGCUCGCAGAUCUCCAUCUCCCAGCUGAGCAACGUGGCCUCGAGCGGCUACCAGAGCUUCGCCUACAGCCAGAGCUCGAGUCCAGUGGACCCGGCCAUCAGCGGCCAGCAGCUGCAGCAGCGGCAGCGCCAGCGGCAGCAGCAGCUGCAGCACACGCCGCUCGCCUUCAACAACCCCAUGUACCAGCUGAAGGCCGCCAACGGACAGCUGAGGAACGCCAGGUCGGCCAAGUACUCGCCGAGCAGUUCGCUGAGCUCGUCGCAGAGUAUGGAGGACGUCCAGCUGGUGAUGUCUCCGUCGGUGGUGGCGCCGGCUGAGCGCGCCGCGCCGCCGCGCUCCUCCAGCAGCUCGCCCUCGCCGCCGCGCGAGCGUCGCCACGCGGGCGUGCCGCGCACCAACCCGCGGGCUGCGCCGCCGCCGCCGCCGGCGCCCGGCUCGCCGGAGCCAUACGGCCGGCAGCGCCGCGCCAAGGCCGCCCGGCGCACCUCGACUGAGGUGCUGGCCACCAGGCGGCAGCACGCGUGCGACAGCGACAGCGAGAGCAGUGACGAGGUGCGGCCCGGCCGCGAGACGCGGCUCAAGAGCAAGGCCCGCCGCAGCCGCGUCCCAGAGAAAUCGUUUGAGGAGUACGAGGACGAGAUCCACCAGCUGCACCAGCAGAUGGAGCAACUGCACAGCCGGCUCAACGAGGCGUCCCGCAAGUCGUCCACGGCGCACACGUGUCCGGCGGCGCCCACCCCCGGCCAGGUCACAGAGAUCCUCAACAGGCUGUCGCUGGUGGAGAACGAGCUGCGGAAGGAGCAGAGCCAGCUGACCAGCGUGCUGACACAGAAGGAGCGACUGAUCGAGGCCCAGCACCAACGCAUCCAGGAGCUGAACGCCGCUAACAAUCAGCUGCACAGCGCGCUGGCCUCGCUCCAGGACCGGUCGCUGCCGCUGUGCGCGCCGCGGUCGCCGGCCGUGUCCGGCAGCGGAGCCGCCGUCUCCGACACGUCCGACUACAAGAGCAGCUCGUGCUAGGCCGCCGAGUCGGCCGACCGUUCCCCGUUAGACCAAAGAUGUUGCGCUGCGCGGCGGAGCGCCGCCCGGCGGCCCAGUAUUAUCAGCCGCUGCCGCCGGCCCCUCGGUGUCGCUCGUGUCGCCGGCAAGCAGCCGCCUUCGAGUCAUUAGUUGUUCAGUCACGAGCGCUUUUGUCCACAACGAAUCGCAUCGAUGUUCUCUGUCAUUCGCGCGCCGCCGCCUCGACUAGAGGCGGCCGGUCUGCGUGACCGUUUUGUCCGCUUGUUUGUGUGUGCGUGAGUCGUGUGAGGUUGGUUCGUGUCGCCGUCUGCGCGCGCGCCGGCGCUGCGCUGGAGAGAGUGCGACCUUUGUGAUGUUCUCAUUGUGCAAUGCCCCAUCACGGCGUAUUUAUUCGAGUGUGUUCUGUCGGGCGCCCACGGCGCAGCCGCUGCGCGCGCUGGCCCCGCCGGCCAGCGCUCUAUGAGAGGGCCGCGCGCUGUGCGUGAGGCCCAGCGGUAUGGCCGAGUCUCGGCGGAGCUGCAGUAAUAAACCUGUGUACUCAGUGUGA